Molecule: messenger RNA, 2812 nt
Organism: Cottoperca gobio
Lineage: Eukaryota; Metazoa; Chordata; Actinopteri; Perciformes; Bovichtidae
Gene: mmp9
Product: matrix metallopeptidase 9
Exons: 13
Coding region: 183-2243 (686 amino acids)
Biological process (GO): collagen catabolic process; proteolysis; extracellular matrix organization
Cellular component (GO): extracellular matrix
Molecular function (GO): metalloendopeptidase activity; zinc ion binding
Source: RefSeq, a predicted model, not a curated record
CCAAGAGCACAAAGCAGAGACAAGAGCCACCAGUCAAAACAAAAAGGGAAGCCAACAUUGAAGGACAAACACACAGAAAAGCUUUUUUACCCUUUUUGUCAAACUGAGAACUUUUUCACUGCAAGGCUCUUAGUGUUUACGUUUUUUGUUACAUUUUGCAGCAAUUUACAGCAGAUCUCAUCAUGAGGUGCUGUGCUUUAGCUGUGUGCUUAUUUUUGGGGAUAAGCAUACAGGAUGGAUGGAGCCUUCCCCUCAAGUCCGUCUUUGUCACCUUCCCGGGAGACAUCAUCAAAAACAUGACUGAUACAGAGCUGGCAGACGGUUAUCUGAAGAAGUUUGGCUACAUAGACACGCUGCACCGCAGUGGCUUCCAGUCUAUGGUGUCAACUUCCAAGGCUUUGAAGAGGAUGCAGAGGCAGAUGGGACUGGAGGAGACUGGAGAGCUGGAUAAGUCCACCCUGGAGGCCAUGAAGCGGCCUCGCUGUGGGGUGCCUGAUGUGGCCAACUACAAAACAUUUGCCGGAGACCUCAAAUGGGACCAUCAGGAGGUCACUUAUAGGGUCAUCAGCUAUACUCCCGACAUGGAGACGUCUCUGGUUGACGAUGCCUUUGCCAGAGCCUUCAAGGUGUGGAGUGAUGUGACCCCGCUGACCUUUACCCGCCUCUUUGAUGGGACGGCUGACAUCAUGAUUUCAUUUGGAAAAACCGACCACGGAGACCCAUACCCAUUCGAUGGUAAGGAUGGUCUUCUGGCUCAUGCUUAUCCCCCUGGUGAGGGUCUGCAGGGUGACGCCCACUUUGACGAUGAUGAGUACUGGACCCUGGGAACUGGACCAGCUGUGAAGACUCGCUAUGGGAAUGCUGAUGGUGCCAUGUGCAACUUCCCCUUUACUUUCGAGGGCAAAUCCUACACCACCUGUACCACCGAUGGGCGUUCGGACAACCUGCCAUGGUGCUCCACCACGGCUGACUACAGCAGAGACAAGACAUUUGGCUUCUGCCCAAGUGAACUUCUGUACACAUUUGGAGGAAACGCAGACGGAGCCGAGUGUGUCUUGCCCUUCGUCUUUAUGGGGGAGGAAUAUGACAGCUGUACCACAGAGGGCCGCAGUGACGGGUACCGCUGGUGUGCCACCACAAGCAACUUUGACAACGACAAGAAAUUUGGAUUCUGUCCCAGUCGUGAGACCGCUGUAAUUGGUGGAAAUUCUGAGGGAGAGCCCUGCCACUUCCCCUUUGUGUUCCUGGGUAAAGAGUAUGACUCCUGCACAAGUGAGGGACGAGGAGACGGCAAGUUGUGGUGCAGUACCACUGACAGCUAUGAUGAUGACAACAAAUGGGGCUUCUGUCCUGACCAGGGUUACAGUCUGUUCCUGGUGGCAGCCCAUGAGUUUGGACACGCCCUUGGCCUGGAUCACUCCAACAUCAGAGAGGCUCUCAUGUACCCCAUGUACAGCUACGUGAAAGACUUCUCCCUGCAUGAAGACGACGUUGAAGGCAUUCAAUAUCUCUAUGGACGCAGAGCAGGCCCUGAUCCCACCCCCCCUCAGCCCAACACCCCGUCCCCUACCUCCUACCCAGACCCCAAGACUGACCCUACAGAUGGACCCACAGACCCCACCACCACCACACGACCUGUGGAUCCGUCCAAAGAUGCCUGCAAGUUGACCAAAUUCGAUACCAUCACUGUGAUUGGUGGAGAACUACAUUUCUUCAACGACGGACAAUACUGGAAGAUGUCCAGCGGGACCGAAGGAGGGCUCAAGGGACCAUUUUCUAUUUCUGAGAGGUGGUCCGCUCUGCCAGCAGUCAUUGACUCUGCCUUUGAGAACCUUCUGACCAGGAAAUUGUACUUCUUCUCAGGAACACGAUUCUGGGUGUACACAGGGAAGAGUGUUCUGGGCCCCCGCGGCAUAGAGAAGCUCGGCCUCCCCGACAGCGUUCAGAAGGUGGAGGGAGCACUGCAGAGGGGGAAGGGCAAAGUGCUGCUCUUCAGUGGGGAGAACUACUGGAGGCUUGAUGUGAAGUCCCAGAAAAUUGACAAAGGGUACCCCAGAUACACAGAUGCUGUCUUUGGUGGCGUCCCCAAUGAUGCUCACGAUGUGUUCCACUACCAAGGUCACAUCUACUUCUGCCGAGACCGCUUCUACUGGCGUAUGAACUCCCGCAGGCAGGUGGAUCGUGUUGGCUAUGUAAAAUAUGACCUCCUCAAGUGCUCAGAUACUUCAGGCAAUCACUACUGAAGAGAUGAACAAACAGGGAUGAGCUGGAAAUCGUCUUUAAUGUUGUAGCACCUACUUCUCUCUCCUGUGCGGGUGUCAGGGAGAAUGUGAUACAGUAUAGCGUCUGUUGUAUGGUGUGUGUGCUUUCUGGCAUGUGAAUAAUUGGCCUUCAUUAAUGUUGGCUAAUUCUAUGACAUACAGCAUUGGCCCAAAGGAAAGCCAAGCAAAUUUUGAUGUUUGGCACUGCCUCGCCCUCAGUCUGAUAAUCUGUGAAGUGGUUUGUUUAUGGUGGUCUAAAAAUUGAGACCCAUAACCACAACUAAAUUAAUCUCAAAAGCUAUCUGGAUUCCAGAUUUGCUAAAUAAUUUCUUUAUGUCUGACAGGUUCAGACUCUAAACAGUAUUAGAUUAUUUUUGGUAUUUAUAGCAUUUUUUGUGUCAUUUUUGUGUAUUUCUGAAAAUGGCUUCAAAGCCAAUUACUUGCACUGGAAGACAAUUUAUGUCUCCUUCACUGAAAUUAUUUAUGAGAUGGAUAUGUUUCGUAUUAAAGUUUGUACUUUCAAUGCAAUAAACAUUCUGUGAGAACCACCA